This is a messenger RNA of Prunus mume (Japanese apricot), 471 nucleotides long. RefSeq lists its product as uncharacterized. The record is from RefSeq and is a predicted model, not a curated record. NCBI's taxonomy places the organism in Eukaryota, Viridiplantae, Streptophyta, Magnoliopsida, Rosales, Rosaceae. Gene Ontology annotation, molecular function: catalytic activity.
AUGAGUUUUGUGGCUAGAAGCCACAACUUACCUUGGCUACUGGCUGGGGAUUUCAAUGAAAUGUUGAGUAUUGAGGAUAAGUUCGGAGGUGCUUCUACUUUGAGGGUCCGAGGUUUUAAAAAUUGGUUUGAUGGUAAUGAUAUGGUGGACUUAGGAUUCUCUGGCCCUAAGUUUACUUGGACCAACCAACAAGUUUUCGAAAGACUGGAUAGAGCAAUUUGUAAUCUUAGUUGGAGAAGAAUGUUCAAUGAGGCUCAUGUGAGACAUCUACCUAGGACAAAAUCUGAUCAUGCUCCAAUUAAGAUUUAUCUCAACUCUUUGUUAGCACUUGACCCUCUGAAGAGGCCUUUUCGCUUUGAGGCCAUAUGGUUACAGCAUGCUUUAUUCCCUGAGUUGGCGGCUAAGGUUUGGGGGAGUUCUACUGGUUAUGCUUUGGAUAAAACAUAUAGGCUGGUAGAGCCUAUUCAAUAA